AUGGAGCUGAACUUCGUGAUCCAGGACGCGCAGAACAUACAGCACAUGCUGGAGCUUCUGGACCACUGCCCACCCAGUUUGCAGUUACUUGGGCUAUAA
Messenger RNA from Chilo suppressalis (striped riceborer), 99 nucleotides. Lineage: Eukaryota; Metazoa; Arthropoda; Insecta; Lepidoptera; Crambidae. The record is from the annotation of a GenBank genome assembly.